AUGGCUCCUUCAUCAGUUGCAAAGACUGCUCAAUUAGCAGCUCAACAAUUAAAAUAUAAUAAUAAAAUGAUCAAUACUCAAGCAUUAAAAAAAGCUGGUCAAUUUCAAGCAUUAAGAAUGAUGGAUGUUCGUUUAAACUCCAAUGUUGCUGCUCCAACCACCAUGACCGUCAGAGAUGCAUUAAACGCCGGUUUAGCUGAAGAAUUAGACCGUGAUGAUGAUGUUUUCAUAAUGGGUGAAGAAGUUGCUCAAUAUAAUGGUGCCUAUAAGGUUUCUCGAGGAUUAUUGGAUAGAUUUGGUGAAAGAAGAGUUAUUGAUACUCCAAUUACCGAAAUGGGUUUUACUGGUUUAGCAGUUGGUGCUGCUAUGAAUGGUUUAAAACCGGUUUUAGAAUUUAUGACUUUUAAUUUUGCUAUGCAAGCUAUUGAUCAAAUUGUUAAUUCUGCUGCUAAGACUUUAUAUAUGUCUGGUGGUAUACAACCAUGUAACAUCACCUUCCGUGGUCCAAAUGGGGCUGCUGCUGGUGUUGGUGCUCAACAUUCUCAAUGUUAUGCUGCUUGGUAUGGUUCUAUUCCAGGUUUGAAAGUCGUAUCUCCAUAUUCUGCUGAAGAUUACAAGGGGUUAAUUAAAGCUUCUAUUAGAGAUCCAAAUCCAGUUAUAUUCUUGGAAAAUGAAAUUGCAUAUGGUGAAUCAUUUGAAAUGUCUGAAGAAUCUUUAUCUCCAGAUUUCUUAUUACCAAUUGGUAAAGCUAAGAUUGAAAAAGAAGGUAGUGAUCUUACUAUUGUUGGUCAUUCUAGAUCAGUUAAAUUCGCUAUGGAAGCUGCUGAAACUUUAGAAAAGGAAUUCGGAAUCAAAGCUGAAGUUAUUAACUUAAGAUCUAUUAAACCAUUAGAUGUUCCAACUAUUAUUGAAUCUGUUAAAAAGACUAAUCAUUUAGUUACUGUUGAAGCUGGUUUCCCAGCUUUUGGUGUUGGUUCUGAAAUUUGUGCUCAAAUUAUGGAAUCUGAAGCUUUUGAUUAUUUGGAUGCUCCAGUUGAAAGAGUUACUGGUUGUGAAGUUCCAACUCCAUAUGCUAAAGAAUUGGAAGAUUUCGCAUUCCCAGAUGAACCAACUGUCUUAAGAGCUUGUAAGAAGGUCUUAAGUUUGUAA
Hemisphaericaspora subhashii is the source of this 1149-nucleotide messenger RNA. RefSeq names its product pyruvate dehydrogenase (acetyl-transferring) subunit E1 beta (gene PDB1). Gene Ontology annotation, molecular function: pyruvate dehydrogenase (acetyl-transferring) activity. Gene Ontology annotation, biological process: pyruvate decarboxylation to acetyl-CoA. Lineage: Eukaryota; Fungi; Ascomycota; Pichiomycetes; Serinales; Debaryomycetaceae. The record is from RefSeq and is a predicted model, not a curated record. The transcript has a single exon. Bases 1 to 1149 code for a protein of 382 amino acids.